CACAUCACCAACAAACUAACAUGGUCCAAGCACACCAAUACAGUAGUGAAGAGGGCACGACAAAACAUAUUCCCUCUCAGGAGACUGAAAUGAUGUAGCAUGGGUCCAUGGGUUGUAUAUUCGGCGCAUGUGACAAAUACAAUUGGAUUUGAUUUUAUACUCCAGUGUAGUAGGUAGCGGUAAUGCAACAUAUGUUGGAUGCCAACCGCCGUUAAUCCUCAUUGAAGAAGAAGAAGCCGUCUACGUGGUUGCUAGGGUGUUAGAACCAGAUACUGAAUAAAGCGUCCCUGGAAGCUCCAUCAGCGGAUUCUGUUGUGAUAUGUUUUGGUUGUUUAGGUAGCAGACCCAGUGCAACUGUUCUACUCAUUUGUAAGGGAAAAUGUCGAUUAUAAUCGCACUUGAUUGAUCUUACCCUUACUGGGACAAGAGAAGAACUUGUAGUUAGAAAGUAACCAUGACAGCAGCUGCUGCUCUACAGAUUGGAGACCAGCUGAUCCUGGAAGAGGACUACGAUGAGAACUAUAUCCCCUCCCAACAAGAGAUCCAUGAGUAUGCACGAGAGAUUGGCAUUGAUCCCAAUCAGGAGCCGGAGCUCCUAUGGCUGGCCAGGGAGGGCAUUGUUGCCCCACUGCCUCCCGAAUGGAAACCCUGGUGCUGAAGUGACCCCCUCCUCUCCCUCCUCUCGCAGUCAGGACGUGUCGGGGGACGUGUACUACUUCAACUUCUCCUCGGGCCAGUCCACCUGGGACCACCCGUGUGACGAGCAAUACCGCAGCCUGGUAAAACAGGAGCGCGAACGAGCCGGCACCCAGCCCCACGGACCCCCCACCACCGCCGCUAGGAAGAAGGAGAAGAAGAAAAAAGACAAGAAGGAGCCAAAGAAGAAGGCGAAAGACCAAGAGCUCCUGAAGCCACCAGGACCGUUGAGCUUGGCCCUUGGACCUCUGCAGGCCCCAUUGGGUAGCCUGGGGAGCCUUGCUCCUCUACGGGGUCUUGAUGGCGCAGCCUUGAGGGGGUCCCUGGGCAGCUCUGGAGGGCUGGAGUCCCUGAAGAGUCCGCUUGGGGGUCCUCUCUCAAGCCUGGGGUCCAGCCUACUGGGAGGGCGACAGGAGGAGCGCGUGUCUUUCUCUCUGCCUGGGUUUGAGGAUGAUGAGGGUAACAUCUCAGAGGAUGAGCAGCCGAGUCCUCUUGGCUCGGCCAGACUGUUACAGAACUUGCACCUGGACUUGGAUGCGUUGGGAGGAGGGCUGCAGUAUGAGGACAGCGAGGCCAGUGGAGUGGCCCCACCAGAGGAGAGGACAGAAGCAGAGCUACGGGACCUGGCCCUGUCUGGAGAGCACAGCCCUGAGCCCCCCCCUCAACAGCAGUCCGAGGCCAGCGAGCACAUGGAGGUGGCCUCCUCCUCCACCAAGGACCUCAGGUCUGGUUUUGGCUCCAAGUUGUCAGAGACAGUCCUGGACCUGAAGGAUCUCUCCCCUGCUGUUAGUCCACUCUUGCAGGAUGAAGAGGGCAAAGUGAAAGUCAGUGCGGCAGAGGAGAAGGAACGGAGGAAGAGGGCAGAAGCUGCAGAGAGGCGUCUUCAAGCUGCAGGCAGAGAGGAUCCAGCAAUGGAGGACAGGCACCCCAGCCAGUCCAGUGAAUCCCAACAGGACACAGGGUCCUCCCAUUCUGAGCCGGAGCCCCGGCCGCGGGCUGAGGGGGUUAGCACCAGCGCCAGCCUAGGGGUGCCGGGGGUCCAGGGGGUCAAGCGGCCUGACACCUCCAGAGGCCGCCUAGUUAGGAGCCCUCACAACCACUACAAGGAGGAAGCCCCCAGACAGGGGGCGGACAGCAGAAGGGCCCAGGAGGAGGAGAGGGACAAGGAGAGGAGGGAGACUGAGAGGGAGAUAGAGGAGGAGAAGGAGCAUGCGCUACGUGAGAGGCUGGAGAAGGUGCGCCUACUCCAGGAGGAGCUGAGGCGGGAGGAGGAAGAGGAGGAACAGAGGCUGAAGGAGGAGAGCGAAGAGAGGGUCAGGAGCCUGAGGGAGAGGCUCCAGAGUAAGGGGAGGGAAGAGGAGAACAGGCUGAGUGUGGAGUCUGAAAGCAGGCUACUGGAGCUGAGGGAGAUGGCCCGGAGGGAGAGAGAGAACCAGCAACGCAACGUUAGGGAGGAGGGCGAGGCGAUGCUGAGGCAGCUGCGUGCCACCCUGGAGGCGGAGAGAGAGGCGGAGCGAGAGAGGAUAGAGGCCCAGAGGAGGCGGGACCUACAGCGACUGAGGGAGGAGUCAGAGGAGGAGCUACAUGCGGAGAAGCGGAGACUGCUUGGGGAGCGGGAGGAGCAACUCGACUCCCUCAAACAGGAGGGGAGAAGCAGUGCCAGUGAGAGGCGGAGGGAGUUGAAGAGCCCUCGUAGCCCAGAGCAACAUCUAGCAGAGUACCAAAAAGAGUUGGGAGACGUGCUCCAGGAAGUGAGGGAGGAAGUGCAGCGUGACCACGGCAGGAAGCUGGAGCAGCUCAAAGACGACCACCACAGAGAACUCAACUCAAUCAGAGACAAUUAUCUGGACCAGGAGGCUGUCCAAAGGGAGCAGUUGCUGUGUGCCCUGCAGGAGGAGAGAGAUCGCCUGCUGGCCACCCACAGCGCCCAGCUGGAGAGACUCCGUACACAGCUAGACUCCCAGCUCUCCAAGACCCGCCAGACGCACACACGCAAGGAGGCAGGGAUUCAGGAGCUGGGGGACAAGCUGGAGCUGAGAGCCAGAGAACUGAAGACCCAGGAGGCAAUACUGAAGACCCAGGCAGCGAAUUUGAAGAAGAGGCGGCAGCAGCUUGGGGAUGAAGAGGAUGAGAUAGACAGAGGAAUAGAGGCUCUGCCUGGAGUCAUGCAGGAGAGAGAUGGACUGAGAGAGGAUCUGGAGCGGGUGGAAGGACAGAGGGACAGGGCGAGGCAGGAGGCGGAGAGAGCGAGGGAGGAGAGGACCAAAGUGAGAGACGAGUUGGAGACAAUUAGGGAGGAGAGGGACAAAGCGAAGGAGGAGAGCAGGAGGAUGAAGGAGGAGCGGGACCGGUUAGAGAGCAAGGUGGAGCUGCUGCAGGAGCGCUGUGAUCGGCUGUGCCGCAGAGUCAGUGAUUUGGAGCAGAGUGAGAUCAAGAGGCCUACUACUAGACUGGACAGAACAGAGGAGGAGGAGGCGAGGAAGGAGGAGAAGGAUAGCGAGGCACCGCCCUCUACUGCUGGACGGGAGAAAGUGCUGCAUGUGGAAGAUCUGAAAGAACCUCCUGUCUUGGAUGACUUGCGUCAGUAUAUCUCCUCUGAGGGGCUGUCCCUGCAGAAAGCCCGGCGCUUCCUGGAGAAGGAGAGUGGUCGUCUGAGUGAGAGACAGGCAGCACUGCAGGCAGCUCAGGCCCAGUCCAGCUCCUCUCAGUACCCCAACACCACCAGCCACGCCCAGGCCACACAGGAGAUGUACAGGAACCUGCAGCAGGUGCGUGAGGCCAGUGACGUGGAGGAGCUGAGGGUGACUGUGAAGAGGGGGAACUCGCUGCUACGCAGGAAGGAGGAGAAACUGCAACAGCUAGAGAGCUCCGUAGCUGAAGAGGUCUCCCCUCAUCACUACUAUGAUGACCAGGACAGACUGGUGACUGAUAGGAAGGUGGCCUUUGAUGUGACUGAAUCGGAUAUGAGCAGCGUCAGCAAUGGCCUUGAUGGCCCUGGUGAGGAGCCCACAGUGCCGGCUAAGGUGCAGCACUUAGCUGAGUCGCUCCAGCACAUCUCUGGCCAGCUCAGCACAGUCCUGGGGGCCCUGGGCUCCCUGACCCAACGCCAGACCCCUUACCAGCCUCUCCCCCUACCCCUGCCCCUCUCCCAGCCCCGAACCCCCACCUCAAUGCCUCUUUCACAGCUCUCCAUGCCUCUGUCUGGGCCCUCCUGGGCGUGGGCCCCUCACAGCACCUCCAUCCAGCCACUGGGUUCUGAGGACCUGCUCAACAGCCGCUGGGCCAAGCUCUUCCCUGGGGCUCCUAUUGAGUCCAUAGCCACCAGUUCCUUGAGGACACAUACGCUUUAUUCAGGGUACAGUCCUGCAAGCGAGCAGGCUCGUAGUCUGUCCUCCAUGCAGCCUAAGUCGGUGGAGAUGGAUGGCCAGAGGCUACAGGGUCUGAUCGACGGCAACAAGAGAUGGCUGGAGACACGCAGGAAAGACCCCAGUGUACCUCUGUUCACACGUUAUCGGACCCCCCCAACUAUGAGUGGACUGGUCCAGCUGAGCCUGGAUGACAACAACCAGAUUAAAGUGUACCAUUACUAAAGGGGGGUGGGUGGAGUUACAUACGGAGCAAGGAUCAACAAGCAGAUAAAGAUGUACUGUUACUGAAAAAGGGCUCAGGACAGGGGUGGGUUUUUAAAAUUAACUUGGAGUAAUGCAGGGAUCCCUCUAGCUCUGGUCCAGGGCGUUAGAGGAACGCCCUGGACCAGAGCUAGGAUUCCUCUACAACCAGGUUUACAUAUCAGAUUACUGUAAGAAACAUUAAGACGUCUGUCUUCUGGUGAACUCCGCUUUAGCUGUGAUUGUGUUUCAGUGGACUCAUUUUAUUCCAUUGGCAUGCAAGGGUGAAUAUCUUGGGAUUAUGGAGACAAUAGCCCCGUAGUCAACAAACCAGUUUGUUUCCCAAUUUUUUGGCCUCUAGCUAUUUAAAUGUUUCAAAAGCAGAUUGCAUAGUUGUUACACAUACAAUAGGUGCUUCACUUUAUUAGGAGAGACAUCUCGAGGUUGGAGUGAGAUACUGUUGAUAGCUGACAUAAGAUCAUUGUCAUGGUAUCAGGUUGUACAACAGACGCAUCACUCAUUCCACUGUGUGAGAAGUUCAAGCCAUACCAUAAUAACCACUACAAGGGCAAGACAAUGACUUGUGAGGGAUUCGCAGUCUUUAUGAAAUUCUGGUAAGAGGGACUCUUCCAGUGUUUUACUGUGCAUAGACGUGACAUUUUUACCAUAUUUUUUUAUAAGAAAUGUUUUAAUAAAUGUAAAGUGGUGUAUA
Molecule: messenger RNA, 5016 nt
Organism: Oncorhynchus keta (chum salmon)
Lineage: Eukaryota; Metazoa; Chordata; Actinopteri; Salmoniformes; Salmonidae
Product: centrosomal protein of 164 kDa-like
Exons: 28
Coding region: 513-4286 (1257 amino acids)
Molecular function (GO): protein binding
Source: RefSeq, a predicted model, not a curated record